GGGCGGUAAAUGGAAUUUCCGAAAUUUUACGUCAUUGAGCCUCGGCCUCAUCUAGGUUCAGAAACACAUUUAGUUAGAACAGUACAUUAGCGUGUUUCUAACGUUAUUUAUUUAUUUUAACCGAAAAUGGGAGAUCCUGUGGCUGAAUACUCGUCCCGACUUCAACAGCAGGAGCAGGAGAUCAAUUCCCUGACUGCUGAGAUCGAGAGCCUGAAGAACCCACAGAGCCUGGGCUUGUCCUCACACCUGGAUGGGCUGAGAGAGGAGAAUACCAAGCUCAAAUACCGCCUCAACAUCCUCAAAAGGAGUCUGCAGGAAGAGAGGAGCCAGCGCAGUAAGACCAUGAUGAACAUCAACCAGCGUCUUCAGGAGAUCUUUGGUGAGGCCAUCCGGGAGGCCUGGCCUGACCUGGAGAACCCUCCCCUGGCCGUCACCCCCAACCAGCAGGCCAAAUUUGGGGACUACCAGUGUAACAGCGCUAUGGCCAUGGCCCAGAUGAUGAAAUCAAAGGGCCUGAAAGUGAACCCCAGGGAGAUCGCUGAGAAGAUUCAGCAGAACAUUCCAGACAAUGAGCUCGUUGAGAAGACUGAAAUUGCUGGACCAGGGUUCAUCAAUGUUCACCUUAAGAGAUCGUUUGUGUCCAAACUGCUGACCAACCUGCUACUCAACGGUGUCCAACCUCCUCCCUUAGAGAGCAAGAAGAAGGUGGUUGUGGAUUUCUCAUCUCCAAACAUUGCCAAGGAGAUGCACGUAGGUCACCUGCGCUCCACCAUCAUCGGGGACAGCAUGUGUCGCCUGUUUGAGUUCCUAGGCUACGACGUGUUGAGGCUGAAUCAUGUGGGGGACUGGGGCACCCAGUUUGGCAUGCUCAUCGCUCACCUGCAGGACAAGUUCCCAAACUACCUGACCGUGUCCCCUCCCAUUGGAGAUCUGCAGGCAUUCUACAAAGAGUCUAAGAAGCGUUUUGACGAGGAGGAAGACUUUAAGAAGAGGGCCUACCAGUGUGUGGUCAAGCUGCAGAGCAAAGACCCAGCCUUCAUCAAAGGAUGGAACCUCAUCUGUGAUGUUUCCAGGAAUGAAUUCCAGAAGGUCUACAACUGUCUGGACAUCCAGAUCAUCGAGAGAGGAGAGUCCUUCUAUCAGGAGAAAAUGAUCGCCGUGGUCAAAGAGUUUGAGGCCAAAGGCCUGGUGGAGAUGGACGAGGGACGUAAGAUAGUGUUUGCCCCGGGCCAACAGAUCCCCCUGACGGUGGUGAAGUCUGACGGGGGCUACACAUACGACACUUCAGACCUGGCCGCCCUGCGCCAGCGGCUCUUUGACGAGAAGGCAGACAUCAUCAUCUACGUGACGGACAGCGGCCAGGGCACCCACUUCCAGGUGGUGUUUGCAGCGGCUCAGAUGAUUGGUUGGUACGACCCCAAGGUGACACGAGUGGAGCAUGCUGGCUUUGGAGUGGUGCUGGGAGAGGAUAAGAAGAAGUUUAAGACUCGGUCUGGGGACACGGUGAGGCUGAUGGACCUGCUGGACGAAGGCCUGAAGAGGUCCAUGGACAAACUCAAGGAGAAAGACAGAGACAAGGUGCUGAGCACAGAGGAGCUGACCAAGGCCCAGCACUCGGUGGCAUUCGGCUGCAUCAAGUACGCCGACCUGUCCCACAACCGCAUCAACGACUACGUGUUCUCCUUUGACAAGAUGCUGGAUGACCGGGGCAACACGGCCGCCUACCUGCUCUACGCCUUCACCCGCAUCAGGUCCAUAGCCCGGCUGGCUAACAUCGACGAGGUUGCGCUCCGUAAAGCAGCAGAGACCACGGAUGUGCUCCUGCAGCACGACAAGGAGUGGAAGCUGGGCAAGUGUCUCAUUCGCUUCCCUGAGAUCCUGCAGAAGAUCCUGGAUGACCUCCUGCUCCACACGCUGUGUGACUACCUGUACGAGCUGGCCACCACCUUCACAGAAUUCUACGACAGCUGCUACUGCAUCGAGAAGGACCGCCAGACCGGUGAGGUGGUGAAAGUGAACAUGUGGAGAAUGCUCCUGUGUGACGCCACUGCCGCCAUCAUGGCUAAAGGCUUCGACAUCCUGGGCAUCAACCCGGUCUCCAGGAUGUGACUUCAGUGACAUCACCAUGCUGUCCUCCCAACUCCUCAGACUACAAGAGGGGGGGGGGGACUCUUCAACCCAUUAAUGUCACCUGAGAUUUUACUGUAUACCAAAUAAAAAAUACUGCUUGUAAAAAGUUUUUAAAAAA
Oncorhynchus mykiss (rainbow trout) is the source of this 2248-nucleotide messenger RNA. Its product is annotated as arginine--tRNA ligase, cytoplasmic. Gene Ontology annotation, cellular component: cytoplasm. NCBI's taxonomy places the organism in Eukaryota, Metazoa, Chordata, Actinopteri, Salmoniformes, Salmonidae. The record is from RefSeq and is a predicted model, not a curated record. Gene Ontology annotation, molecular function: arginine-tRNA ligase activity; ATP binding. Gene Ontology annotation, biological process: arginyl-tRNA aminoacylation.